Messenger RNA from Rotaria sordida, 1230 nucleotides. Lineage: Eukaryota; Metazoa; Rotifera; Eurotatoria; Philodinida; Philodinidae. The record is from the annotation of a GenBank genome assembly.
AUGCCUACUACAAAAGGUCGUCAGUCUCGUAAGAGCAGCAAGGCUGCACGUUCUCUUAGAGCUUGGUUGUCCAAACACAAGCAAUUAGAUUCGUCUCGUCCAACUCGUUCAUCAUCGUCGUCGUCAUCUGAAUCAUCGAAUAGUAUUGAAGACCUAUUCAUUAAUUCAUUAUAUUUGACAACAGCCUCAUUAUCUUCAAACAAUACAUUAAAUAACUUAUGCACUUCACAACAAAAAAUAAUGGCAUAUGAAAGAAGAAAAAAUAAUGCAGUAGCCGAUAGUGAUGAAAUGGAUUUUUAUCAAGUAAUCCACAACAGCUUUUUAUUAGAAUUGAUGCGAAAUACCAUAUGUAUUGGAUGUAAAGAACAAUGGAAUGGGAAAAUACAUAUUAUUUUAUAUUGUUCAUUAGCAUUUACAUGCCAAAAGUGUGAACAUACAAUACAAAUUAAUACAUCUAAGAUGAUUCCGGAUACAAAACAUCGUGAUAUCAAUAUACGUGUUCAAUUAGGUGCACAUUUGGCAGGAAUUGGCCGUGCUGGUGUAGCUAAAAUAUUUGGGACGAUGAAUAUACCUCCACCAGUAAAAGAAGAUCACUAUGAAGAAAUUGAUAGAAAACUUCUAUUACCAUGUAUCAAAAAAUUCCAACAUCAAUCAAUGCAAGCUGCUAUUUAUGAGUUUGUUGAUGAGAACGAAGGUGAUCCAACAAACUUAACAAUUAGUGAAGAUGGAACAUGGCAAAGACGAGGCUCCAAAAGUAUCCAUGGAAUAGCUGCUGUUUUAUCGUGCAACACAACGCCGAAUGUACUCGAUGUUCAACGUUUAUCAAAAAAAUGUGUGAUAUGCACUGGUGCAUUAAGUGUGAAAAAUACAGAUCCAGAUUUAUAUGUCGAGAUUAUUAACAAUCAUGACUGUGAAUCAAAUUAUGAUGGAUCAUCUGGAGGUAUGGAAUCACAAGGUAUUCAAGACAUAUUUAAACGUUCCGUUCCAAACUAUCAAGCUCAGUACACUCGGUAUAUUGGAGAUGGAGAUUCGUCGGUCAUGUGGAAUCUUACUCAACAUCCCCCAUAUCCAGAUAUCAAAAUUGAAAAGAUCGAAGACAUCAAUCAUUGGUCAAAAAGAAUGUUAUAUCGGUUGGAAAAGUUGACACAAGAGUUGAAAGAUACAAUGUUAGAUCCAGAAAAAAAACGAAAAGGAAUUGGUGGUGUUAAUCGCUUGACCAAGGAUAAGUAG